Molecule: messenger RNA, 6350 nt
Organism: Coregonus clupeaformis (lake whitefish)
Lineage: Eukaryota; Metazoa; Chordata; Actinopteri; Salmoniformes; Salmonidae
Gene: ireb2
Product: iron-responsive element binding protein 2
Exons: 23
Coding region: 483-3395 (970 amino acids)
Biological process (GO): tricarboxylic acid cycle; citrate metabolic process
Cellular component (GO): mitochondrion; cytosol
Molecular function (GO): iron-responsive element binding; 4 iron, 4 sulfur cluster binding; aconitate hydratase activity
Source: RefSeq, a predicted model, not a curated record
CUCGAUGCAACAUCGUUGCACUGGGCAUGUCACGGUUACAUUCAGAUGUUAGUUAAAAAGACUGGUACCCAGUUGUCGCCAGCUAGCCAGCAUAAACUAGCAUGCUGGGAAGGGCCAUUGAGCUUACGGAAUCGUCACCACUCGACUCUCAGCUGUGCGACAUACGUCAGCAAAUAGGGUAAUGUCUAUUGCCGCGUUCACGUGCUAGUCGGAACUAGGAAAGUCAAAUGUUCGACUUGCUAACUGGUUGUAGCUAUUCACAUGCCGCGUUCAACCAGUUAUCAAGUCAGAAAUGUCCGAGUUUCCUAGUUCCGACUAGUACGUGGACGCGGCAUAAGACUCUAUGGCGUAUAGCCACAGAUACUGGAUAUAAUGACGAGAUGCCUAUGUCUCCGCCCUAACAAUGGCAUUCGUUGUCCACAGCGCGGAACAGCGGCUUCCUAUCCUCUCUUUGGAUUGCCUCUCCCGUUUCAGAAGUCAUCAUGGCGCUCGCUUCCUCAGUCAAAGAGGAGCAUCCUUUUAACCACCUGAUUGACACGCUGAAAGAUGGCGACCGGAAGUAUUUCAAUCCACAGAAGCUGAACGAUGCAAGAUACAACAAGCUGCCUCUCUCCAUCCGUGUCCUCUUGGAGGCGGCCAUACGCAAAUGCGACGGCUUCUACGUGAAAGAAGAGGACGUCCACAACAUCCUAGACUGGAGCGAGCAGCAGAAUGUGGCGGAGGUGCCCUUCCCUCCUGCCCGGGUCCUGCUGCAGGACUUCACGGGCAUCCCUGCCAUGGUGGACCUGGCUGCCAUGAGGGAUGCAGUGAUCAAACACGGAGUGGACCCCUGCCUGGUCAACCCUGUGUGCCCAACGGACCUCAUCGUUGACCACUCGCUACAGAUCGACCUCAACAAAUGUGCCAUACAGAACUCCCCCAACCCUGGUGGAGGAGAUAGCCAGAGCCAGGGACCUCUGUCUCGCCCCUCCCCCACCAGACCCACACCCAGAAGGGGGUCCCAGUGCGGAAGCGAGAGAGGGAGCUGCAGCAAAGGGGGCUGCAGUGACACCCCGGGAAGACCCGCCCCUGCUGUCCAGCAGAUUGAGAACACCCCUCUCCUAUGCCCCUUCCACCUACAACCCGUCUCUGAACCUGAAACAACUCUGAAAAACCAGGAGUUGGAGCUGAUCCGAAACAAAGAACGGCUACAGUUCUUUAAGUGGUGCUCCAAAGCGUUUAAGAACGUGAACGUGGUGCCCCCGGACGUGGGCGCAGUCCACCAGGUUAACCUGGAGUACCUGUCUCGGGUGGUGCAGGAGAGCCAGGGCUUCAUCUACCCAGACAGCGUGGUGGGCACAGACUCUCACACCACCAUGAUCAACGGCCUGGGCAUCCUCGGCUGGGGUGUGGGAGGGAUCGAGUCGGAGGCAGUGAUGCUGGGCCAGCCCAUCUCUCUGACCCUCCCCCAGGUGGUUGGCUGCAGGCUGGUAGGCUCCGUCAACACCCUGGCCACUUCCAUCGAUAUUGUUCUGGGGAUCACCAAGCACCUUCGUCAGGCGGGCAUAGCUGGGAAGUUUGUGGAGUUCUUUGGUCCUGGCGUGUCCCAGCUGUCUGUCCCAGACAGGACCACCAUCGCCAACAUGUGUCCCGAGUACAAUGCCACCGUCAGCUUCUUCCCUGUCGACCAUGUCACACUCAAGCACUUUAAGCAAACAAACUUUACUGAGGAGAAACUUCAAUUAUUGGAGGCUUAUCUGAAGGCUGUGAAACUCUUCAGGAGCUAUGAGGACUCGUCAGAAGACCCACAAUAUUCUGAGGUGAUUGAAAUCAACCUGAGUUCCAUGGUGCCCCAUGUGAGUGGGCCCAAAAGGCCCCAGGACAGGGUGGCCGUCAGCAGCAUGAAGGAGGACUUCCAGAGCUGUCUCAACGAGAAGGUGGGUUUCAAAGGGUUCCACAUCUCCAAGGAGAAGCAGGAGAGCCUGGUGCCGUUCCUCCACGGUGGUCAGGAGUACAAGUUGGCCCACGGCUCUGUUGUCAUCGCAGCCGUCAUCAGCUGCACCAACAACUGCAACCCCUCCGUCAUGCUGACCGCAGGUUUGCUGGCCAAGAAAGCGGUGGAGGCGGGCCUUAUCGUCAAGCCUUAUAUCCGCACCAGCCUGGCUCCUGGCAGCGGCAUGGUCACCCACUACCUCAACACCAGUGGAGUACUGCCUUACCUCAGCCAGCUAGGGUUUGAGGUGAUAGGCUAUGGAUGUGCCACCUGCGUUGGAAACACUGCACCUUUACCAGAGACCGUCACUGAAGCUAUAAAAGAGGGGGACUUGGUGGCCUGCGGAGUGCUGUCUGGGAACCGACACUUUGAGGGACGCCUAUGUGACUGUGUCAGGGCCAACUACCUGGCCUCUCCUCCCCUAGUAGUGGCGUACGCCAUCGCCGGUACCGUCAGCAUCAACUUUGAGAAAGAGCCUCUAGGUGUGACCUCUGAGGGGAAGGAGGUGUACCUGCGGGACGUGUGGCCCACCAGGGAGGAGGUGCAGCACAUAGAGCAGGACAAGGUCAUCUCUUCCAUGUUCACAGAGCUCCGUGCCAGAAGGGAGAAAGGGAACACGUUUUGGAACAGCCUUGAAUGUCCAGAGUCUGUGGUUUUCCCAUGGGAUCCCAAAUCCACAUACAUCCGCUCUCCUUCCUUCUUUAACAAACUUUGUAAAGAGGUCCAACUGCCCCAGUCCAUAGAGAACGCCCACGCCCUGCUGUUCCUGGGAGACAAGGUGACCACCGACCACAUCUCCCCUGCCGGGAGCAUCGCCAGGGUCAGCGCUGCUGCCAGGUACCUGGUGAGCAAACGCCUUACACCACGAGAGUUCAAUUCGUACGGCGCCCGGAGGGGAAACGACGCGGUGAUGACCCGAGGGACGUUCGCCAGCAUCAAACUCCAGAACCGAUUCAUCGGCAAACCGGGCCCCAAGACCCUGCACAUUCCGUCAGGCCAGACGCUGGACGUGUUUGAGGCAGUAGAGCGCUACCAGAGAGACGGGGUUCCCCUCAUCAUCCUGGCAGGGAAGCAGUACGGCUCGGGAAACUCUCGGGACUGGGCGGCCAAAGGACCCUACCUACUGGGUGUGCGAGCUGUCAUAGCUGAGAGCUUUGAGAAGAUGCACAAGAACCACUUGGUGGGCAUGGGCAUCGCGCCCCUCCAGUUCCUGCCAGGCCAGAGUGCCGAUUCGCUAGAGCUCUCCGGGAAGGAGAGGUUCACCAUCACUCUACCAGAGGACCUGUCCCCAAAGCAACUGCUGACUGUCAAAACUAGCUCUGGAAAUACCUUCAGUGUGACGACUCUGUUUGACAGCGAGAUGGACGUGGCCUUUUACCGGCAUGGCGGGCUGCUGCGAUACGUGGCUCGGACCAUGCUCUAGACUAGAGAAUUUUAGCUUAACUCAACAUUUAACCCCAAGGCCUAAUGAUUUUCUUACUGUGCUUAGCUAUGGGGUUAUUCAUGCUCCAACCAUCUAGUUGAAUGGGUGGAAAUGGGCCUACUAAACUAGCCUGCUCCAGUAGGGAAGACACAGAAGCUAAUUCACAGAGAUUAUUUACCCUCCUCCGCCCACAGACAAAUGCCUCCCAGGUCUAAACCGAACCUGUGCCGUUUUGAACUGCUUGUGACCAGUCUGCUCCGCUUCAGACUAGCUCAGACCAGCCCAACGUUCUUUCAGCUCCAAGACCAGCUCAGUCCUCUUUGACGAUAUCAGUCCACUUCAGCAUUUAGACCAACACAAUCCACUUUAGAACAGAUUGAUACUCAACGGCUGAGAAUGCCCCAUCCAGAACAACCUGUUCCAGCAGGGUGCCUGUUCCAUAGGGUGGAAUGUUCAGAACGUUGCAGUGUAGAAGUCCAAUGUAUAGAAUGGACAUAACCUGAUAUGUUGUGAAUGAAAGGGUUGUGUCUGAUUCUAAGUCAUAGAUUUUUAUCUGCGUCAGUCUGAAAGUUUCACCUCUUUUGAACAGGUAUCUGCACUUUUUUUCAGCGCUUGAGCUUCCUGACCACAUCAGUCAAGUUCAAUUCUGAGACCAGAUUGAUCUACUUUAGCCUACCAGAUGAGACCUUGUGCCCAUUUCCAACCUGACUCUUUCCCUCUACUCCUUUGAUGCUUAUGUAGAUCUUAUGUAGAUCUGGACAGAUUGGAUUGGUGCAAUAGGGAGAAUAUGAACAUUCUCAGAAUGAGUGUGGAGGAAACAGUUGUUUUUUGCCAUCCAUGUCUGCACAGCUUCAUUGUCUACUGGUUGAACUGAUUAUCUGACAACGGGGUUAGUAGGGUGUUGAAACUGUCAAUUUCACUGGGGCUGAGGCAGAGGUGUCAAUGUCCUUCGCUUUGGUGCUUCUCAUGACAAUUUGCGAGGUCAUCUGAACUAGAACUGUAUAUCUCUAUAUAGCUCUGAUAGUCUAGUUUGAUCUACAAUAUCUCAUUACAUGUUGCUUGUCAGGUACCGGUAUUUUCAAAGGUUUACAAAGUAGUGGGCAACCAUUGUUCAUAUGUGUUGGUAUUAACACUGUAUGGUUUGACAUUUUCCAUGUUAAGGCUGUCUGUGUGACAAUGUUGCCUCCGUUGGCUUACUCCGAUAAUGGCACUAUAUGAAACUUUAUCCAUCCAAUAUAAUUGAGACUUCUGGAAUGUGGAUUUGAACAUUAGCUUUUAAAUAUAUACUUUAGAGAGCAUGAUUGUCUGCAUUUUAUUUAAAGGCGGGGGGGUGGGGUUCGUCAUCAUUGAGAUUGUCAUGUAUUUAUUGUCAUACUAAAUUCAAACAGUUGACUGUCUGGAGCUAUUUGAAAACCCAAAAUCUUGUUUUUUUUAAGAUUGAACAACGCCAGUGUGUUGCCAUGACACAUUUCCAAAACAAGUUUAAGCCGAGAACAGGGUAUCCUGACCUGUAAUGAUGUCAAUCGUCUUGAGGGUGCAUACACACGUGUUGAUGUCUUUGGUUGUCAAACUACAAUUAGCCUGAUUUAGGCUUAUUGGUUGACUAUGUGUUGUUGCGUUUUGAUUGGGUACUUGAGUCCCGGCCGGGGGCCUGAUCAAGAUGGUGCAACGUUGAAGAACUUUCAGAAUCAGGUAGAAAUGUCUAGUGUAGAUCGGAUGUAAUUGUCAUGUAGAACAGGUAAUCAAGUCAACUGUAUUUAUUUCUAUCUACAAUGUUAUUCUGAGUAUUUCACCUCACUGAGUAUACCCCAGCUUUAUGUUAACGCAAUUUGCCUUGAAAGUGUGAUCCGUUCUUUAGGCUUGACUUCACAGGUAUGCGUCUCACUGACUGCGUUGUGGAAUUGAGGUUUUUCCUGAGAAUACACUAGCACACAGUAAUUUAGUAAAUUUCAAUCAAUGGAUGAUAUAUGUGGUGUUAUUUGUGCAUAGCUGUUGUUGGGGUACUGCUUCUUUUUUCAUUUUCACAAAAAAUUGACCAUAUGCAAACAAAGCAAGUGCAAAAUUGCACAUAACAAGAAGUACCUGGUUAAUGCAGAGAAGUGGUAUAAAAUAAAAACGAAGAGAAAAAAAAUGGUGUACCGAAAUACUGAAUUAUAACAGAUAUUGUAUAUAGUUUUUAAUAAAUGAUUAAAAGGAAAGUUUGUUCGUUGAAUGUUUUGCUGUAAAGAAACUGUACAAAAACAUCUGUAUUUGGAUGCUAGGCUCUCAAAUCAGUGCUGGCAUUAUUGUUCCAGCACAUCACCAGCAAGUCCAAGAAAGGCCUUUUCACACUGCAAUGUUCUUAGCCCCGGGCUAUUUUACCCCCAGGCUGGACUAGCCCUGGGCUGGACUAGCCCUGGGCUAGCUUAGCCUGUGUUUACACAAGCAUUUGUUAACCCUGGGGCUAAGCUUUAGCCCUGGGCUAAGGAUUUACACUUGUAUAGAGGAAGACAGGUUUGUGUCGUCAAUGACAUGAGGCUCAUGGUUUUGUUUAGCAACGAACAAGAAGGGUAAAGCUUUUGAACGUUGGAAAACCCAUUCACUUACAUGUGUUUUGCUUGAAAUUAACAUGCUAUAUUUGUAUGUUUAAAUGCCAUCUUAACUGGCUGUAAAAUAUAACCUUUUACUACAGCACUACUAAUAUCCAACUUAAACUUGAAGAACGUCUGUGCUUUGCCAGAAGAUACCGACCCUUCCGUUAUGCUUGUUUACGCUGAGCUGCACUGAGGUCGGAAUGCGAUCCAUUACAUUCUAUCCAGCUCAUUUUCGAACGUUGCUAUGGGCACAGCCAAACAACAGAAGUGAUGGAUUCGACUUCCGCUUUACUUCCCUACUGCAGCGCAACAGUGGCAAACUUGCCAGAGUAAAUUAUUUGAAGGGGCAAUUUAUUGAGAAUAAAAGUCAAGUAAACAAGUG